AUGGCAGCAGUAACCCCAGCGUUGCGACAGGUAAAUUCAAACGAAGAAAAAGAGCAAAGUGCCGCCUUUCAGAUCAGCCCGCUUCACAUACCAAAAAAUAAGAGUACCAGUGACUUGCUGUCAAGUGCAACUAAAGCCCUUCAAGAUGGCAGGGUGCGGGUGUCUUUCACCGCCGAGUCGGCAGGCGCGACUAGAUCACCCAUCGUUGCAGAGCAUGAGCAUGGCUUGGGUAUGGGGCUCGGCUUACGACGAAUACGGCAACAACCGGCCUCUCGAGUGCCUUCGCGAGCGCCUACUGUGCCCUCUUCACCUAAAAGCCCAUAUGCCUUGCCCACCCGGUCAUCCUCCUUGAAUCUGGGCGUUUUACCAGCUCGGGGAUUUAUGACCGGAGAGAAGCCAUCACCCACACUACAAUUUACAGAAGACUUAACAAGAUUUCCCUCGGAGUCUUUACACUCGUUCUCCUUCGCGAAUCAGUCAGAAGAUGCGUUGCAUAAUCGCCAAAGCAUAUUGAAGAGGGCUAUAGAUUUCAUGAAGGAUCGUCUAGGAUGGGGAGCCAACCAUCCUGGUGUCAUAAAGGCACAGGCAAAGGUCAGUGGAGAUGCAGAGGUGCAAAGCAUGGUAGAGCUCUUGAUUCGAGCCAAUGUGGUAGCCCAAAAUAGCCAAAAUAAUGUGACCUCGCAAGCUCGAAAUGGGCCCUUGACUGGGCCGGCAGAUGUUGAUGGACGCAAUGUCUUUGACAGAGCUUUCAUGCCCAUUGGCCAAAGUCCUGAAGAAUCAAUCAAGGGCCUGGACCUGGAUGAGACUCCAAAGAUACAAAAUGAUGCUGAGCUUUCGAGGCCAUCUUCUAGUCAGCCUGCGCCGUCUUUAGGAAGUGAAGCAUCCGCGCCCGAAGUUCCGGAGCCGCAGUCACCUUCGUCACAGCAAAUUCCAUCAGGGAGGCCGGCUCUCAAGCGCACAUACACGGACAUUUCCCUGCUUGACUUGCAGAAUCAACUCUCUGAAGCAUUGGCGAAACCAUACAAAUCCACGCAUGACGCGACAGACCACCGCGUGUUGUCUGCAAUCGCAGUUCCUUCAAUACAUGUCAAGGCACAAUUACCGAGCGUCAACGCUCCCGCUCAUGUUCAUGGCCAUAACAAUCGGUGGGUGCCAGCGGCGCAAGCUAUAUUCACGACCGAAGCUGCUUCUCCAUGGACGCUGCUUGCAGCGAAUGACCUAGCCUGUCUCGUGUUUGGAGUGACAAAGGCGGAAGUAAAGAAAAUGAGCAUGCUCGAGGUCGUGCGACAGGAUCGUAGGGCGUGGUUAGAGGACAAACUUCGCUCGCCAGGGUCAGAAGCAAAUCCGAAGUUACGGCAUGUCCAUAGUCAAAGUGCGAGAACAAGUCCGAAACCAACUUCUCCAUUAGGCGGUGGUAUCACUGCCUCACUUCUGAGCAAACCAUCUUGGCGGGAGCAGAGAUCCCAAACUGGAGGUUAUAAAAAGCAGCCCAAAGCGACACCAGACAACAAAAAAUCCAACUCUCGCGGUGUUCUUCUUUGCGGUGAUAUUGUUCCAAUUCAGAAGAGAAACGGAGCGGUAGGUGCGGCAAGCUUAUGGGUGAAAGAAAAGCGCGGCGGCCUCAUUUGGGUGCUCGAAGAGAUUGCGGAGGACGUUGCGUCUCUCAAGCUAGAUGAAGAUGCUGAUAUCCUUUCAGCCACUGGCGCCGCUAUGGCAAUAUGGGGUCAGACCGAAAAGCUUGUCGGCAAAGGCGUCGAGGAACUCAUUCCUGGACUUCCCCUCAUCGAUGGCUUUGCAGUAGACAAGAAGGCCCUCGAAAAGAGCGAAGACUCGAAAUACUACGCUGUUCGCAACAGAAGUGGUGUCAGCGUACCUGUAUCCGUGUCAAUGGAUGCAGCCACGCGGAGUUUGCGCGUGUCAAGCUUCCCUCACAUUGCUGGGAUAAUCGUUCUAUCAGCAUCUGAUUUGCGGAUCAUUAAUUCCAACUCGGUCUUCUCAGCCGCACUUUUUGGUAGAGAAGACCCUUCAGGAUACAAAGUCACCGACCUCAUUCCGCAAUUUGGUGACAUCCUUGACUUUCUGACGGACGAAGAGGAUGUUGCUCUCGUCGAUGGUAUCGUGGUACCAGAAUACAGCUUUCAGAGAGCUCGUGCCUUAUUGACAUUGCGUGAAGGUAAAGCCGACGCCGCUAUCAUCUUCUCGAGGCCAGCAGGGGUAGUCGCACGGCAUCGUGACGGUUCAGAAAUAAACAUUGAUGUCCAGAUGCGCGUUGUACGCAGUGAAAGAAGUGCAAGCGAAAAUUCCGUCAUCGAAGAGAAAACUGAGGACAGUGACGCCGAUGAAGUUGUAGAAGACUCAGAGCUAGUGUAUGCCUUGUGGAUUACUUAUUCGCGUCACCUUCAUUCAGCGGCACCACCAGGAAGUACUACGUCCCCUGCCUUCUCCCGACCACUCACACCUCCUCAUCAGCCAUCGCCUGGUCAAACAAACCGCACCGCCUCCCCAAUAGUCAUUGACCAAGACGACAUUCAACCCACGAACUCGCCCACCACGGAGAUAUCUCAAAAGAUCAAAGAAGCAGCCUCUCAACCCAUUUCAGACAGCCCACCUAAGCGGCUAAUGAGUGAAUCGCUGGCCACCACCACAUCCAAUUCGAAAUCUCCAAAGAAAAAGAAGAAAAUUGGUGAUUAUACUAUCAUCGAAGACAUGGGCCAAGGUGCUUACGGUCAAGUCAAGUUGGCUCUCUACGCAAAAGGUACCGGCAAGAAAGUCGUCCUCAAAUACGUCACAAAAAAACGUAUUCUCGUUGACACAUGGACGCGUGAUCGUCGACUUGGAACUGUUCCCCUAGAAAUCCAUGUCUUGGACUACCUUCGAAAGGAUGGUCUACGGCACCCAAACAUUGUAGAAAUGAUCGACUUUUUCGAGGACGACGUCAAUUACUACAUCGAGAUGGUGCCCCAUGGUUUGCCUGGAAUGGACCUUUUCGACUACAUCGAAAUGCGAUCGACCAUGUACGAGAGCGAGUGCAGAAAUAUCUUCCUCCAGGUUGUAGCGGCGCUGCACCAUUUGCAUACAAGAGCUCUUGUCGUACAUCGUGAUAUCAAGGACGAAAAUAUCAUUCUCGAUGGGGAGGGUAACGUCAAGUUGAUCGAUUUUGGAAGUGCAGCGUAUAUCAAUAAUGGGCCCUUUGAUGUCUUUGUGGGCACUAUUGAUUACGCAGCCCCCGAGGUCUUACAAGGCAAAUCAUACCGUGGACGCGAACAAGACAUCUGGGCCCUUGGUAUUCUCCUCUACACGCUUGUCUACAAGGAAAAUCCCUUCUACAGCAUCGACGAGAUUCUCGAUCAUGAACUGAGAGUUCCAUGGAUUAUGAGCGAGACUAAUAUCGAUCUAAUCAGGUGUAUGCUUGAUAGGGACGUAGAGAAAAGGCUAGAUAUUGAGGAGGUCAUGGCGCAUGAGUGGUGUAUGGAGGGUGGAGAGGGGGUCAGGGAUGAGAAUGAUGGUUCAUGA
Molecule: messenger RNA, 3513 nt
Organism: Bacidia gigantensis
Lineage: Eukaryota; Fungi; Ascomycota; Lecanoromycetes; Lecanorales; Ramalinaceae
Exons: 2
Coding region: 1-3513 (1170 amino acids)
Biological process (GO): protein phosphorylation; negative regulation of glycogen biosynthetic process; intracellular signal transduction
Cellular component (GO): nucleus; cytoplasm; cytosol
Molecular function (GO): ATP binding; protein serine/threonine kinase activity
Source: RefSeq, a predicted model, not a curated record